Anopheles darlingi is the source of this 1496-nucleotide messenger RNA. RefSeq names its product beta-1,3-glucan-binding protein-like. The transcript has 4 exons. Gene Ontology annotation, molecular function: hydrolase activity, hydrolyzing O-glycosyl compounds. The record is from RefSeq and is a predicted model, not a curated record. The coding region runs from base 46 to 1260 and encodes 404 amino acids. NCBI's taxonomy places the organism in Eukaryota, Metazoa, Arthropoda, Insecta, Diptera, Culicidae. Gene Ontology annotation, biological process: carbohydrate metabolic process.
CCGUGGAGUGUUCUGGGAGUACGCUGCCAACAUACAGGGAUCACGAUGUGUUGCACGGUGCUGAAAUGUGUUAGCCUCCGGUUGGGACUAGUUGGGCUUUGGUUGGCCGUGGCCAGCGUUGCGUACGCUGGAAAGACCAGUUCCAGUUCUAAAUGUCAGGAGAAAUCGUUGACAACGGCCAGUGGUAUUAAGGCGCCAUCAGGUCCCUUCUGCCCGGGUGAUUUGAUUUUCGAGGACACAUUCGAUGGUUUCGAUUUGGAUACCUGGCAACAUGAGAAUACACUCGCCGGGAAUGGGGACGCGGAGUUCCAGUGGUUCACCAACAAUCGCUCGAAUUCGUUCGUGAAGGAAGGCAAUCUUUUCAUCAAACCUACGCUCACCGUGGAUGAGUUCGGUGAACCGUUCCUUCGCUCCGGUGUGCUGAACGUGCACGGUGGUUCACCGGCCGAUCAAUGUACCAAACAGUCACCCGAUGGUUGCGAGCGGCAUGGAACGCACGGUCAGACAUUGAAUCCGGUCAAGAGCGCCAGCAUCAGGACGGUGGAUUCGUUCGCGUUCCGGUACGGGAAGGUGGAGGUCAGUGCGAAACUGCCGGCCGGUGACUGGUUGUGGCCGGCGGUUUGGUUUCUACCGAAGGUGAGCGCCUACGGACGUUGGCCGGCUUCCGGGGAGAUUGAUCUGCUCGAAUCGAAGGGCAACCGGGAUCUCAUCAAGAACGGUAUCAACGUAGGCAUCGAACAGGUAACGUCGGCCCUCAAAUUUGGCCCGAAUGCUGCCUACCGUAGCACGGCCGAGCUUCAGCAGCAACCCGGCAGUACCAGCUUCACGCGUAACUCCGAAUCCGGUAAGGGCUACCAGACCGGGUUCCACCGGUACCAGAUGGAGUGGACACCGGAUCAUAUUACGUUCAGUAUCAACGACAUCGAGACGGGGACGGUGAAGGUGGGUACGGGGUUCUGGCAGAAGGGCAAUUUCAACAUUAGCGCCCCGGGAUUGGAUAAUCCGUGGCGUUACGGUAGCAUUAUGGCACCGUUCGAUCAGGAGUUUUACUGCAAGAUAUCGCUAGCGGUCGGUGGGGCCGAUUAUUUCUCCGACGAUGACAUCAAUCCGACCCGGAAACCCUGGCAAAAUGGAGCACCGCACGCGAUGACGGAUUUCUGGAACGGUAAGAAUGAUUGGCUGCCGACGUGGAAUGUGGACGAGGCGGAAUCGAAGGAUGGUGCGAUGCAGGUGGAUUAUGUGCGGGUUUGGGCCCUUUGAGCGGGAAUCGGUGGCACUCGUUUGCGAUUCCCCCAGUGCGGCAGAUUAGUCGAGUGUGUUAGAUACAGGAGGGCUUCAGUAGUACGAAUAGUAUUUGAUUGGUUUCCAUCAAAUAAUAAUCCGGACAACUGGUGAUAGUGUCAAGUUCCAUAGUCUGGCUCUAUUUGUUUUUUGUUAAAUUGUGUUUAUUGAAUAAUUUAAUAAACGGGAUUUGCACAAUCAUUGGUUUAAAUGGA